Messenger RNA from Spirodela intermedia, 14582 nucleotides. Lineage: Eukaryota; Viridiplantae; Streptophyta; Magnoliopsida; Alismatales; Araceae. The record is from the annotation of a GenBank genome assembly.
AUGGAGGCGCCGCCGCCCUUGUCUCUGCGCCUUGCUUCUUCCUCCUCUCUGCGGGCUUCUCCCGUCUCCGUCCGUCUCGGAGUUGGGCAUGCCGUGAAACGCUAUUCUCGUCUAAGACCUCUAAGGAGGCGCUUUUGCUGUCGAGCUGCUUCAAGUGAGAGCCCUUUUCCCUUUCGUAGUAGGAGAUGUAGAUUACUGUUAGGAUGCUGCCUUCGAUAUCUAGUCGUAAGCGACCGAGCUGAGCUUCCUCUCUGCUUCUGUUGGGAUAAUGUUUCAGCUGUCACGCUGCUUGACUACGGCGCCGGGAACGUGCGGAGCCUGCGCAAUGCGAUUCACCAUCUUGGGUUCGAUAUCAAAGACGUGAGAUUUUCUUACCUCUGAAGACUCUUACUUGAUAGAUCAACUUCGGCGACUCUCUUCUUGUAUCAGCCCCGUACUUUGGAUUUCCGUCCCCUCAAGUACAACCCACCGUAGGCGUUUGAACGUCGUCUUCGUAAGCAUCGAAGCAAAGUUCGGUUGCCCAGGAUGAAAGGAGAAUAUGUGAAUAAAAAAAAACAGGGUAGAUGAUUGAAUCGGUGGUGAUUUUUUUUCUCUCUACAACUACCUAGGUUUUCCUUGAGUUGCGAGAAAAGUCAACUCCCCGUCUGGUGAACCUUUUACUAUGUUGAGUAUUGCACCCGCAUUCACAAGUUUAUUCGGUGAAGAUGCAAGCAAAAAUUAGAUUCCGAAAUAUUGCUGCUAGCAUUUUCUCUUUUCCUAGCCAGCAUUUACAUUACGGCGCAGCCAAAGAAACUUAGCAAGUACAAAAAUUGUCAAUUCCAAACAACCUUUGAAAAUUGGGAGAUUAUGCCCUUAAACAAGAGGAUGAGACUUCCUUCCUACAUGAGCGUGAAACAGAAAGAACCAUGAUAAUACUGCUAAUAACACAAUCUUUAAUUGACCACAUGCAUGCAUACUGUUUUCUAUCAAUGCCUUUUGCAUACUCUUGGUCGGUAACUUUGUUGAUAGUUUUCACGAGGGAGGUACAUCAGUUACAUUUCUAAAUGAAAACCAAUUUUUUCUGCAUUUCUUCAAUAUUGAAGGGGCCAGACCACAUUGUAAAGUCACCUUUUGUGGGGCCUAAAUUACGUCAAGUAAAGUUCAACAUUUAACUUUCAACAUUAGAUACCUUGCUGUUGCUUGCUUUGCAGAGUCAUUUAAGAAACAAAACUGCAGAUUUGACUGAGCUGAAGUUACUGGAGUUUCCCACUUUUUAUUCCUUGCAGGUGAAAACGCCAGAAGAUAUUCUCAGUGCUGAUUGCCUUCUCUUUCCUGGGGUUGGUGCAUUUGCGCAAGCAAUGGAGGUCUUGAAUCAGAAUAGGUAAGCAUCUGUUUCUGAUUUCAAAGUUUGUCCUUGCGAGAAAACCAGUGAUAACUAGGUUCUCACCUAAACAGAUAUACAAUUUUUUUGCAGAUAAUGUAGAGACACGUGAAUGAAAUGAACUAUGCCAUUUGCCAUCUUUUUUAUGAGACCUAAUAAACGUUUUCAUAUGCUUGUUCCUGUGUGAUAUUUUCAUCUCCCAUGAUAUUUGUUAUCUUAUUGUGAAAUACCAGCCUCUAUGUAGAAAAUCUUUGGAGGAUCCCUUGAGGGAAAUGACUAGUUCUUCAUGCAUAGCAACCCUUGGGGCUAAGAAGUUUCCUUUUAUGUUGUCAAUGACCCACCACCCAAACCUGCACUCACACCUCGUUUUGAUGCCGCGAAACUAGUUUUCAUGGAGUUAAGGCAUAAGACACAAGGCACAAGUUUUGAGCACUGUUCUAUGGCAAGGCCAUCUUGUACACACGAUUGGCUUUUAAUUAAAUCGCCUUUUGUAUAAAAGAAUUUGAUCGAUAAAUUAAGAUGAAAGUAUGAGGAAGAGGGAGAAAGAAAAAAUGCAAGACAGGCCUAGAGUUGAUGUGCAACAGUGGAGAGAACUUUUUCACGCCCAUACCAUAUGCUAAAGGAUGCCAUAUUUGGGAUCAAAACAAAGUAGGAGAGUGUGCUCCAGGGAUCCAUAGGGCCCACUAUAUCAAGUAAUUCAAACAUUACGUCAGGAAAGAGUAUGGAAAAAUUACUUCACCAGUGUGCACAUAAAAAAGGCAUCUUCAACGUUCCUCUAGUCAAGUGUAAAUACCAUGGAUACGUAGGUUGUUGAAAACUAAAUUGAAGUGAUCCUUGGGAUGCAUCUACAACUUGGUCUCUCUAGCAAAUGUAUGGAAUAUGGAGUUCUCUGGAAUCCAAUUUCCAUUUCAUAAAUUGUUAGUCUCUCUCACUGUGCUUAGGGUCUAGGCAGGUGCAAUAUAGUAUCAUAGAUAUUUUAUCGAUGUAGCAUCUUGUCUAUGCAGUAUUAGUGUACCCCUCAAUAUAUGACUGUCAUGUCUUAGGGAAGGCUAUUCAUUUACCAAGGAUUGGCUUGAUAUACCGAAGGAGUUCAUUCUAUCCUUUAGUGAGCAGACAAAUUGGCCCACUAUUAUCUGAUAUACCUAUAUGUGAGUGUUGGAGAGAAGUUCAUCUUUCUUUCCCCUAUAGACCAUGGUUCAGUUUAAUAAGAGUCGUAGUGGAUUUUCACCCUUGUUUUCGAAUGUUCUCAGAAGAUCUUAAACAUGUAUAGAUUUCAUCACAAGGUUUAGUUUCUUCAAUACCUUUAAAAUGCUUUUGAUUUUAAAGAUAAUUGAAAUCAAACUCAAAAAGUUCGAUUUCAAUAGAUUAAUCUCGUCAGUAUCAUCACUUGUUUUCUCCAUAUCAUCAAGGUAAACUAUUAAGAUAUGUUUUGUCUUAUUUUCUCGUUUAUAAAGAAAAUAAAAGAGAAACCCAAUGAGGCCACCUUUAUUAAGAUAUAUCUUGUCAGCUGUCCUGUCUUCCUUUCCUUUGUUAAUCUGUUAGCCUUCUUUGCAAUGUAUUUCACCCUGUAAUCAUUUUCUUGGCGAUUUUCCCUACCAGAAUGAUCUCACACAAGUUUGCCCUUUCCUUUGUCCCUUUGUGUUCCCAUAGGUGACGUGCCUUGAGAGGUGACAGUGUCGUUGAUUUAGGAUUACAUAUUUUACUGACCAACAGCCUCUCGGUGCAAAGGCGACCUUUGCUGAGAGCCCUUUGCAAAAUGACACCAAACAAGGUCGCACAGAGCCAAGCAAUAUAGUGUGAAACCACACAAAAUACCUGGAGACAAGCAAUGCGUUUAGAAGCCAUGGCAGAGCCUCAUGAUGCAUCCCAAUGCACUAUAAGCUCUCACAAUGCCAAACAGCGUUUCCUGAUAGUAUAAAUCCACAUAUUUCCUUUUGAUGGGGAUGCCAUACAGGAAAAACCACCAGCUUAGUGCAAGCAGGCAACCUGGUAGAUCUUAUAGGCAAAAGAGAGGAACAGAUCUCCAUCGGAGGUGUGGAGACCGUAAAGGAAGUGUGGUCCUGUGAACAUGUUCUGAUAGAGGGAGGUCGGUGCACUAUGGCGUGCCAGACAGACUUUCAUGGAGAAAUGUAGCAAAAAGGAAAAAUGCACCAGAAACCCAAAGGUCGGUUCACUAUGGCGUAGAGGAAGGUUUUUCAUAUUCACACUAGCACCCAAGGGGUGUCACAUUAAGUAUUAGAGGUUCCGAUUCAGGAUCUAAUAGGUCUAUCAAUAGCCUGUGAAAGAAUAACAGAAAAGGGUAUCAGCAUCUUCAACCUCAGUUCAACGUAUUGUUCCAAUCCAGAUUGGAAAAGGCCUCCAGACUUAUUGUGGAGGAGGUCGCUAUUUAGGCUUCUAUAGAUUAUCGAAGGACAAACGAGUGCCCUUGAAUUGGCAAAACUGGAUGGCUGAUAUAGAACUUUAAUGUGCAAAUCCAAUCCUUUCUCUAUCUUCUAAUAUCCCACCAUUUUUAUAAUUGGUGAAGCUAAGGUCAUCCACUUGAUUUGUCUAUCACGAAGGCUGCAGGCAUUGUUGAACUUGUGGUUUGAUAGAUUUCUUUGAUUCACAUAGGAUUUAAGCUUCUGACCUUAUUACGGAGCUCCUGUCUCAAUGUACAUUCCAUGUUAUUGACAGAUAUCCCACAAAUAACCCGGAAUUUGUAGAUCUGGAUUCUUUCAUGUUUAACCUUGAUGAGCCAAAUCCUCUUGGAUUAACCAUAAUGAGGAGAAUUAUCUCCGCCAAAAUCUUCAUGUUAUUAGGUUUGACUUCCUUUUUUUCUCAUUCAUAUAUCUCAGUUUAGUUUAAAUUAAUCUUCUUUCAAACCAUAAACAGAAAUUUAUAACGUUUUUUGUUAAAGAUAAGUUGAAUCCAGGUUAUUUUUUUAUUGAAUAAAUUCCUACAGAAGAAAGUGGUUUAUAAUAAAAAUAAUUAAUGAAAGUUCGAAUUCAUUAUAAUGUCUAGCUUUUGAAUUAUAGCUCAUGCGUUAUGUUUAUCAGAAUUUGAUGAGUUCUUUACGUUGUUAGAUAAGUCAAAUCUCGUUUCGCAUGGAUCUAUUUUCCACAGGAUGACUGAAGCUCUUUGUACAUAUAUAGAGAAAGAUCGUCCGUUUCUAGGUAUCUGCCUUGGGCUGCAGCUGCUUUUUGAAUCCAGCCAGGAGAAUGGUCCAAGUAAGAUACGAAUGUAUUUGUAUCAUUUUUUUCUCUGCUGGAUGCUGAACCAUUUGGCUGUAAUCUGGUGGGUGUUUGGGGUGACUAGGAUCUCGGUCCAUUGAGCAAGAACUUUGAUCUCUAUUUUAGUUUCAUAGUUUUUCCCAUAACUUAGUCGUAGGACUGUCUUUCUCAUAAUUAGUUUUAUUUCAUUUUUUUGUUUUUUAGGCAUUUAGGAUCCUGUAAAUGGGAAAUUUAUUAGGUCUCCCAUUAUUCAUGAACAACACCCGCAUGCUACUACUUUGAAUGCUUGGCUUAAAAGUUUCAGUCAUCUUUUCUGGGUUAGUUACUCAUUGCUUAAGAUAAUUGUGGUGAAGGGAAAUAAACAGGUGCAUUUAACACUUUCGAAGGAAGAAGUAAUUUAGAACAUUAUUUACACACAUAUGUUGGACACAAUGAGAGUCAAACAUAGUCUGAGGAUUUUAUUUUCCUCCAUUUACUAAGCCUUUCCAUUUUAAUUGGCUAACCCUUCCUCACGAAUUUGUGCAAAGUAAAGAAAGGGUAUAGAAAGUUUGUGCACUCAGGGUUGCUGUUAAGUUGUGUUAUAGCCCUUGGGAAAGAAAAGGGCAUUGAAGGUGGGAGAAGGAGAUGGACCUUUUUCAGGAAAUCUAUUAGGACAUGUGAACUUGGAACGCUAGAAGAGGAAACAAGGCCUGAGAAGUGAAUCCCAAAAGGCCCAGAAAGGAUGAAAUGUGGACGGCCCAAAACGUAGCGGUGCAUUCCUAGUUUCUCUCUUUUUUUUUUUUUCAUGUUCCAUUUUCUAAGAAAAAGCUAACGGUAGUUCCUAGUUGUACAUUUAACAGUGGCUAAUCUAAUAUAAGCUUCUCUUGUUUAAUGAAGGGAUACCGUAGAAGGGCCCCGUUAUCAGCUUGUCAUUAUUUUUUAUCUCAUUGCCUCCUUGCAGAUUCAUAGUACCUCUUUUUCAUUCCUCAUGACUUCAAGUCUCUUUGUUACUCUUUGGCCUACCCGAAAUCAGAAGACGUGAUAUUUCUUUGUCACUAGAAAAUGUAUAUGGUUCAGCUUUCAGGUGAACACAAUUGGUUGGAUAGACGUCUGGUUUCUACUGGCUACAUGCAGGCAUCUAAAAGAGCUGAAGCUUCAGUUCGUGCCAGACUUAUAUCUAAUCUAUGGCCUACUGAUAAUAAUUCGAAUUAGCUUGCCUGAAGAUCCAAGAGCUCUUGAGGAAAAAUGUUCAGUAAAAGUGUUGGGAGGAAGCCCCAAAAGUAGUCACCAUUUUUGAUUUUUCUGUCGAAAGUUGGAUAGAUAAGAAGGAAAAUGAGAGAGUGGAACUAAAUGGAAGUUGGAGAAGCUAAAAACAAGGGAAUAAAGUUGGUCACUCUAUAUUGGUUGCUUUACAGAAUAUGAACAAAUAAAACGAAGAUGAGAUGUAAAGGGCAGAAAUCCAACAGAACGUUCUCUCUAAGAUUAAGGAUGCAGCUGACCAUUCUCCACAGAAGUCAAACAGAUGUCAGUAUGUUUUUCUUAGGAUUUCUAACACUUUUUGGGAAAUAAUGAAACAUGAACUUCUGGAUUUUGUAUCGGAAUUCCUGGAGAAACUAUUUUACAUCAGAUAUUUUAAUGCCGCUUUAGUGUUAGGUCAGCAAAAAAUAAGGGAUGUAGAUAUUAGUUUAUUGAAUGGUAUCUAAUUUGAAUUAAGACAUUGAUUAGUUAGAGAGUGUCAUGAAUAGAAAAAACCUUAGGUGUUAUGAACAGAAAAACCCUAGAAUGCCAUGAAUAGAAAAAACCUAGGUCUUGUGAAGAGAAAAACUCUAAGCGUUGUGAACAGUGGAGGAAAAUAUAUUGUCAAUCAUUAACCCUGGUUUAGGUCUGGUUUAUAUACCAGACUCUAGUAAAAAAGUGAACCUGACCGCCCAACAUUGAACCCGUCUAACAAAAAUCAAUUCGUUCCCACACUCCCCUUCCAGCUGGUGAAUAGAUAUUCUCCAAUCCCAAAUUGGAUGCAAGACUAUGAAUUUUUGGGCUACUCAAGCCUAAGUACAUCCUCAAGUUGACUGUGUAGUCACAUAAGGUCUGCAAGCCCCCCUCUCUCCACCUUUUUUUUUGGUUAAGUGUUUGUCAAUUACGAUGUGUUUUGUUUGAUCAUAUUGUAUUAGAUUAUGAUCUAUGUUGAUUGCAGACUUGUUGUCACAAGAAAGUCUCAUUAGGUCAUCCCACUUAAUUUUUGGGUCUUCUAAUAUGAUCUUCAACCAAAGUGGUUCACAUAGACCAGGAGUCAUUUCUUGGAAUUCAACUUCUGUACAUAGUCAUGCUACCACAUCCUGUUUCUUAUACAGAGGUAGAUCUCUUGUCAACCACUGACCCUGAAUAAUCAGCAUGUGUAUGCCUCAAGUACUAAUCUUCCAUUUCUCCUCAACGUAAUAUAUUAUCUUGGUGUCCCUUUGAGAUAUUAUAAUGCUCAGUGAGCUGCCUGCUUGUAGAUUUCAUUUGGAUCAUCCAUGAACUAGCAAAUUGUUGGCGGGAUGUGUCUGGUAUAUUCCGAGUUAUGUGACUGUGUCUAGAACCUUCCGGGGUCUAGAACACCCUCUUUGAAAUGUAAUUUUUGGUGUGUGUCCCUUUCGAAUAAGGUAAUACUUUUCUCCAGGGGUUCUGGUGUCACUAUUCAGCGCACCAGACCUGAUUUUAUCUCCAAAGCUAAUCGCACACACUGCAUAUGCUAUAUAUGAUCAUGUAGAACCAGGAGAGUUGGGAGUGAAUAAUGCUCGAAUCACAGGAGGAGAAUGCACAAACCCAAUGUUGUCCACCUCUUUGUGAAGGCGCCCUGUGAUGGAGGUGUCUUGAGCCAACAGAACUUUCUAAUCAGACCUGGAACUCUGAUACCAUGUUGUGAAUAGAAAAAACAGUGGUGUCAUGAACAGAAAAACCCUAGGCAUUAUGAAAGUAGAGGAAAAUUGUCAGUCACUGUCUGGUUUGGGGUUGGGUCUGGUUUAUAUACCAGGCCCUAGUACAACAGUGAACCGGCCCGGUCCAACAGUGAACCGGUCUAACAAAAACCGGUCCAUUCCCACACAGAGUAAUGGGGAACCUUGCGGGAAUCAAUCUGCAUUUAUUUAGACGAAAUAUAGAUCUAUAAAUUAGAGAAGUUUGUACCCGCCUGAGGCAAUCCUUGGUCAAACAGUCAGAGGUAAAACUUGUUUUAAAAACUGACUUCAGCAUACUUUUUUGUGGCGGUGAACAUGGCAGUGACUAGCUAAAUCCCAAGGCAUUAUAUGACACCUUUCUUAAAGUAUUUAAAGCAACUAAGUGUAACACAUUUGUAAAAUUUGGAUAAAACACUAGCUGUUGUGCAACCAUAGAAAGAGCUAUUCAGAGAACAUUCGUUAAAACGCUGUACAUAGUAAUAUGACUAAUAAAUUGUGUUUCCGCCAAGAUGUGACUAGCUGUUGUGUCACUCGCUUAGUAUACAUAAACCCUAGUGCGUUUGCUAAUGCUGUCUUGAUGGCCUAAAGCUGGUGUCUCAUGCCAGAUCGUCUGGGGAGCACUUUUUUGGGUUCCUCCCCCAGACGUCAUAGGGGUCUUGGGUAUCUGGGUGACCUAGACAACGCCCUAAAAAUCAUAAUUUGGGAUAACUCAUGGCUGUGCUAUAGUUUAGAAUCUAUAUUGGUCGAUAAUGAUCUGCACUAGUAUCAUUUGAAUUUAUUGGCUAGAAGCCCUGAAGUUCAGUAGGUUUGGGGUUGCCCAGUGAUGACAACUGCAACUGUAUCAGUCCAUUCAACACCUGGCCUUCCUGUCUUGAAGAAACGUUGCUGAACCUUUGUUAUCUCUUUCGUUACAAUUUUUCAUAAGGUGGAAACAAUGGGGACUUCUUUCUCAUACAUGCUUUAUUCAUCAUUCGAAUGCAAUAGUUCAUUGAAAGUUCUGAUUCCUGAUGCUUUUCCUGCUAUUUUAUGAUCCGAAAUUUGUAUGCGUUGUUAUUAGCUGUGUGCACUACUAUAUAUGCUCUUUUUAUUUUUUUGGAUUUUUGACUUUUACUGCUUUUUUCCUGAUGAUUGCUUGCAGUAAAAGGUCUUGGAUUGGUGCCUGGUGUAGUCGAACGUUUUGAUUCAUCUGGCGGCAUAAGAGUACCACAUAUUGGUUGGAAUGCAGUGAACAUCUGCAAAGAAUCUGCAAUUUUGGAUGAGAUUGAAGGCCGUCAUGUCUAUUUUGUUCACUCAUACCGUGCAUUACCUGUAUGAUAUUUCUGUCAAUAUUACUCUUCUUUGCACAUAUUUUAUGUGGCUAAAAGAGUUAAAAUGAUUGGGGUAAAUUUUGUGUAGUCAGAAGCCAACAAAGAGUGGAUUUCAUCGACAUGCAACUAUGGAGAAAAUUUUAUCUCUUCUAUCAGAAGAGGAAAUGUACAUGCAGUGCAGUUUCAUCCAGAGAAGAGUGGAGGUAUUACGCUGCUGACUGUUUCUUGUUAAUCCUUUGUGGCCGUCCUUGAACGCCUCAAGCCCUUUUUUGCACCUUGUAAUUGUACUCAUGCGUUACAUAUUUUAUUCUCAAGUCGUGUGUGGUUGUAUUGGACGGAAAUCAUUUCACUUGUUAAGUUUAUUUUGAUGCUCAAUGUCAGCACGAUUCGAGUUUAUGUUAUUUUUGUUAUUAUUGUCAUAAAUUUCUUGUGACUGGGAUCACCUGGCAGCAUUGAAGGAUUUGAGCUUUUACUUCCGGUUCUACAUUGAACAGAUACUUCCAUCUGAUACAUUUAACCUUCUAAACUUAAAAGCAUCCAAGACAAGAAGCUUUCUGCUCUAUGUUUAUCAAUGCAUGGGUUUUAUAGUCUUCUGACUCCAAGAGUAUGGCCAACUCCAUCUGCAAAAAUAGUUUUUUCAUUGUGAAUAGGCCAAUAAGUGAUAUUUACUGAAGGCAUGUUACUGAAACUAAUUUUCAGAUGUUGGCCUUUCUAUUUUGAGAAGAUUCCUAAAUUCAUAUGGAUCAUCAGUGGUAAAGGUAAGUCGUGUCUAAAUAGUGUGUGCUAUUCCUGAAUCUUUUAUAUUCUUCUUAUAUUGUUUGAUGACGCGGAUUUUUUUCUUGUAAAUAGAGGUCAGGUAAUGGGAAUGCAUCAAAGCUUGCCAAGAGAGUAAACUUCUUACACCUGGAAAUAUUUUCUCAAUAUUGUUUUUAUAGCAAUGCUUUCGCAUAUUGGAAAUGAAGAUGUUUUUCGCCUCAUAUGUCAAAUUUCUGUUUUGUUUUAUUUGGAUGCUUCUCUGAAAAGUAGGUAAUAGCAUGUCUUGAUGUGCGGACAAAUGACAAAGGCGAUCUUGUUGUAACAAAAGGAGAUCAGUAUGAUGUAAGAGAGCAUACAAAGGAAAAUGAGGUAUUCCUUCAGUUUUUUAGAUUCACAAGUAUUCCACUGUUUUAAACCCAAUGACACUUAUCAUCGAAUCCCUUGGGCAUGUUCGUUUCCAAGGUGUCAUGCAUUAAUUUUUAUUAUUUAACUUUCAAUUCUGAAUAUUUGAGUUGGAGGCAGCUGCAGUAUGGCAAGGAAAAUUUGCCAACCACUGCCAGACUGAUGAGAAAUGAAUUAACGAACAAAGUGAAUGCUACAUUGAUUCCAUGCACCCAAUCAUGAUUCAGUCACCCUAAUAUAUCCCUGAUAUAUCGUUUCUGAUGGAGGGAUCAGACUUGAUAUAUCUUGUCAAAUCUGGGGUUUAGUUUUUCACAUUUUUAAAGGGAACUUUUUGACGUGGAGAGCUCAAUGUGAGAGACUACGCACUUGUGAUUGACUUGUUCUCUUUAUGCCCAACGCCAUGAUCUCUUGCAUCUUAUGUGGGGCGGAGACAUUAGAUCACUUGUUUCAUGGGUACUCAUUUUCAUUGGAGUUGUAUCACACUGCAUUACAAAUAGGUACACAGUAGGAGGAUGCAAUGUCAUCCAAUUAUAUGGGCUUUCAAGUCUUAAAUUCUAAUAGUAUUUAUUGAUAAGCAUAAUGCGGCUAAGGAUAUUUACCUUGCUGAAUAAAAUAGCGAAACUAUUUUUUUUUGGUCCCAAUGCAUGAUCUUUUUGCAUCUGUAUUCGUGAGAGAUCUGAGCUUGCCAAGAUUUGACAUCUUUGUGUACUUUUCGAAAUAUCUACUUUAUCUGAUGUUGAUUUAUUGAGCUGAAUAUUGAUAGUUUACUUGAAUGCAUUCUCCUUACUGUUUAAAUGUGAUGCCUAGAUGCCAACUUCUUCGCCUCUUCUUAGAUUGCUAUCAGAUAUUCAUCUUUUUUCUGCUACUAAUCAUUAACGGUUAAGGGCAGUUCUCUGGUCUGUUUACCUUCUGAGAGUGAAAGCAAAGUCCACUAGGCUUAUAGCUCUAUUGUCUCUUUUAUCAUUUACUUCUAGGUAGCCAGUUAUACAAAAAUAAAGUCUGAAGCCUUCAUCGAAUAAAAGGCCGAAUUGCUGUCUGACACAGCUUGGUGCGUGUGCUCAUAUGAUUUCGCUUUACACGUGAUACAUAUAUUUCUUGUCAGGAUUGAGAACCAUUGUCAUGCCAUUUACGAAGAUUUCUUUCGAUAUUUAGUUGCAAGAUUUCAGUGUUUUGUGGGCGUAUGCAUAUUUUUCUCUUAGUUGUUAGAUAUUUAGCAUUUGUAUUUUAAUUUUUUGUUACGAUAUUUUUAAGAUCGUGUCAUUUAAGCAGUUAGGCACUGGACCAUCGGCUUACCUUAAAACCAUGUGAUUUUAGUUGCCUAUUCCCAUGAUUGUAUCAUGCAUUAUUGUUUGGUUUGUUAUCACCGUCAAUAUUAAUUUAUCUGGCUACACUGCUAAGCGUUUUUGGGGAUGCUGUAUGAAGGUGAGAAACCUUGGCAAACCAGUGGAUCUUGCUGGUCAAUAUUAUAAAGAUGGGGCUGACGAGGUAGACGCUUCUUCUCUUUCUGGUUUUAUUUAUUUUCCAUGUAAUUGGUUAUACACUUUACUGAAGUGUCCAGAUUAAACUGCGUUUCAGAUUAGCUUUUUGAACAUUACUGGCUUUCGUGACUUCCCCCUGGGAGAUCUGCCAAUGCUUCAGGUGUGAGCUGCAGCUCUAUCUGUUUUCUACACUCUGAGACUCGUGCAUUUAACUAGUAGAUUGAUCUGAAAUUGCUAAUUCUACUCGUUUUAGAUACUCUCUGAAUAUACUCCUUCAUGCUCCCGACACUGACUUUCAUCUUUCUAUGUUCCUUAGCAUGUAAUAGUGGGCAAUGGUGUGAACCGCCUAGAAAGUGUACAUUAAAGGAGAAAAUAUAGCCUUAGCUUAUCAAAUUGUGUUGUAAAUACUUUUCGUUUGAUAUGCUUUCUAGGUCUUGCGCAAGGCAUCAGAGAAUGUUUUUGUACCACUUACGGUCGGCGGUGGUAUCAGGGACUUCACAGAUGGAAAUGGGAGGUGUGUUUGUGGCCUUUACCAGAAAGAAAGUAUUUGAUGGUGGAUGUUUCUACAUGCCAUAGAUUUUUCUUUCUCUUUGCUCCCAAACAAGUCCAUCCUGUGGAGCCCAUUGAUUCUUCUUAUUCAAGAAUGAUGUUGCUGAUGUCAAGCAAGGUGAUUUAGUAUUUUAAGUUACCGUUGUGCAUUUGUCUUCUGGCAGGCAUUAUUCAAGUUUGGAAGUAGCGUCAGAAUAUUUCCGCUCUGGGGCAGAUAAGGUUUCCAUUGGAAGUGAUGCAGUUUAUGCCGCAGAGGAGUACCUGAAAACCGGAGUAUGCAUAACUACGGCAAUGCCUUCAUUAUAUGUAUAUGAUCACAGAUAUCAGUUGUAGCUACUUUAACUUUUCCCAAUUCGAACCUCAUCUCUUAAGGUAAAGACGGGAAAGAGCAGCUUGGAGCAAAUUUCUCGAGUUUAUGGGAAUCAGGUAAGACUCUGACCACCUGUCAUUUGUAAGUUUUGACGUCGUACCUAGCUGCAUGAUCACAUAGAAAAGUUUGCAUGAUUUUCCAGCCCAUUAGUGUGACUACGAUUGUCAUGAAAAUAACAUAGAUUGUUGACCUGGCCCUGCUUAAAACGAUCAGAUCACUUUACGGAUUUUCUCAGCCCUGAUCUGCAUGGCAUCAACCGAGCCAGCCACUCCAUGUCUGGACCUGGACGAGAAACCCUACCACAACCAGCAGAUCAGGCCGAUUCGCUAGCGAAUUGUUCUGAUUCAUAAGGGAAUCAGUCAGAACCUCUGCAUUGUGCUCACCUGAACUUCAAUAUUGUUUCAUUCACAUGACUAUGCUCACCUGAACCUCAGGGUUGUUAGGGAGGUUUUUACUAACUUUCCUGCAUUGUUUAACAUGGUAUUUAUAAAAUGGUUGGGAAUUGAUUUCAACCCAUUGGAAAUAUUGAUUGAAAUAUUUCUAAUCAAAUUCGAGGCUCAUGAAAUAUAGAACAUAAGAAAUUUCAAAAAUGGAAAGAGUAGAGGCAAAUUGCAUACAUUGAUGUAAAACUUUACACAACUAUCUUACUAGUAUUUAUGCCGAAUGUUGGGUUUGGACUGGAUUCUGACGUUCUGUUGUGCAUAUUCUUUAGGCAGUUGUUGUAAGCAUCGAUCCUCGUAGGAUAUAUGUCAGGAAUCCUGAUGAUGUACAAUUUAUGGUCAUCACGACAUCGACUCCAGGUUCUGUGAUAUUAUUCUCAACUUGUCCUCCUAGUAUCUGUACCGUCCACAGUUGGGGCAUUUUCCUCAUGCUACUUUCCAUCCUGUGAUAGUUUCAGGUCCUAAUGGAGAAGAAUAUGCAUGGUACCAGUGCACUGUAAGUUUUUAUCCAAUGUUUUCCUCUUGACUAUUUAAAUGAUUUUAUGGAACUGUAUGCAAAAGUUUCAUAUUUGGAAAUAGUUUGAAAUGUGCACUGUGAGGUGCCUUCUGCUUAUUAUCUCAAGAUCUGGGGAAUCGUUUCUUUGCAACUUUUGGGGCAUGUUAUCUUGCUAGUUGUUUCAUAAGUUCGAUUGUGCAAUCCGUCUGUGCCUGCUGUUGGCUGGCAAUAUCUUGAGGCUAAGAAAGGCUAGCGGUGCUGGACGGCAGGGAAGUAGGCUAGAGACUGGACCUAGUUUAGGCAGUGGAAGCCAAUGAUAUAACCUGCUAGACGUAAAAUUCAUUGUGAUAGAUGCUUAUAAUUUUUACAGUGCUAACCUGUAAGAAAGAAUAGAACUUAGCGCCUUCAGCAGCUUCUGAAGAGUUGCUUAUCAUGGUUAUAAUUAUGGGCAGGUCAAUGGUGGGCGAGAAGGUCGACCUAUUGGAGCAUAUGAGUUUGCCAAAGCUGUUGAGGAGCUGGGAGCUGGUGAAAUACUACUCAACUGUAUUGAUUGUGAUGGUAAGACGUACCCUCCGACGAACAAAGUCUUUCGCAUGCCAUGUGUUUGUUUUCUCUGUACAUCGAUAUCAUCAAAGGUGGAGGCCAUUAAAGAGACGUUGUGAUGACCAGGCCAGGGAAAGGGCUUCGACAUCGACCUGAUCAAGCUGAUAUCAGAUUGUGUCACUAUUCCUGUAAUAGCUAGCAGUGGUGCUGGUGCGGUGGAGCACUUCUCGGAGGUCUUUGAGAAGACGAAUGCCUCAGCUGCACUAGCUGCUGGGAUUUUCCAUCGCAAGGAGGUGCUAUUCCAUUCCGGUCGUCUCUUUUUCAAUAUCUUUGAGCCAUUAACUUCAAAUUUUAGGCGUACAUUUCGAAACUGCAUGUCAUUCCUGAGGUUUGCCAUCUUGGGAAGUAGGAAAUAUUUUUAAUCAUACAGUCUCUGGGUGUCCUCAUUCAUUUUUAAUAAAGGUUUAAUUUUUAUAGGUUGAUCUAAAGACCACCAAUUAGCAGCUCUCCUUUUUUUUUUCCCCGUACCAAACAUCUUUUUUCUUCUCAGCAUAUCAUAGCAGAGUUUGCAAUGGAUUUCUGGCUUGUCGAAGAUCUUAGUUGAUUCAAAGAAAUUCUCGAAUCGUUUGCCAUACGGAAGCCUCCGUCUGUGAUUGUGGAGACGACUUAGCUUGUGAUGUGUCUCGUCUGUGUGCAGGUUCCUAUUCCAUCUGUGAAAGAGCAUCUGUUCAGGGAGGGGGUCGAAGUCCGAUUGUGA